AUGCAAGCUGCUAAAUUACGUCAACAUUACGCCCGUCAGUUUUCGUGUAAUUUAAAGAAACCUAUCUCUAAUAUAUAUUCAAAAUAUCUAUAUCAGUUCAAGUAUAAAAAACUAAGUAAAUUCUUAGCAGCUGCAGCUGUUGAUGCAUGUAAUCUAAAACAAGGUGAUAAUGUAUUAGAAAUUGGAUUUGGACAAGGUUAUGGUAUUCAAUUAGCUGUUGAACAUGUUGCUCCUGUCACGGUUAAUCAUUGGAAAUCUUCACGUACUACAUUUAUCUUACAAAAUAUUUUAUUAAAAUCAAAUAUUGAAUCAGGUAUAUAUAAAAAUGAUGGUCAUGUUUAUGGUGUUGAAAUUUCUGAUUACAUGCUAAAAAUAGCUAAAAGGAAAUUAUGGCCACUCACAUAUACAGAUUGUGUUGAUUUACAAUUAAGAAGUAUACAUCAUCUUCCUUAUGCUGCUUCAUCAAUGAAUGCAUGUUUUCAUGUAGAUUGUUUUUAUUUUUGGCCUUCUUUAACGUAUUGUUUACAAAAAAUUUGGAGAGUUCUACGCCCAAAUGGACGUCUUAUAACUACAUUUCAAACUAAUCAUUUAACUGAUUUAUUCGAACGUGGAUGGUUACAAUAUGGUAAUCCUGAUCCUUUAACUUAUGUAAUGGCAUUAGAAACAUGUGGAUUUAAUAAAAUUGAAUGGUUAAAGAAUCAAUCACAAUGCAAUUUAUAUGAAUCAUAUGAUUGUAUUAUUGCUUAUAAACCACCUACAAUAUUAUUAAGUGAUUCGACAUUGUAAUAUGUAUAUUUAUUUACAUUUCUUACUUUUCAAAAAUAUCAUACUGUAUAUAUACAUUUAUAUAUUUAUAUAAACUCGAAUUUUUUGUAACUAAGGACUUCAUUUCAUUAUUCUGAGCAGAUUGUUUCAAUAUUUCCAUACAGACUACAGUUUACUAUUAAAGUCGAAUAGUGACUGAUAGUGGAACUCAGGAUGUCCAUUUCGUUUUCUUAGAGAGUCAGUCAUAAGAUGAGUGUUAUUUUCAUCGCAAAGUUCAUGUCCAUACUGUGACUUAGAUUCAAUAUCUUUCGAUUCAAACAGCAACGCGUUGUUUGUUUAUUAGGCUUACUGAAUCCAACCAUUUACUGGUUUUUACAUUGAAUGAAUAUAAACGUUGUUCGUAAAUGGUU
Messenger RNA from Schistosoma turkestanicum, 1175 nucleotides. Lineage: Eukaryota; Metazoa; Platyhelminthes; Trematoda; Strigeidida; Schistosomatidae. The record is from the annotation of a GenBank genome assembly.